AUGACCUCUCCACCUUUCGCGUUUUUUGUCUCUCUUUUACGCGAGAUUCGCGGCCAUAACAACUCGGUUCUUCGUGUUUUCAACCGUUGGGUUACGCGGCUUCGGACUGACUUUCCGGACCUCGCAGAAGGCUCUACUGUCACUCUAUUCCGAUUUCUCUUCCCAGAAGAGGACUCUCGCCGCAAGUAUGACAUGAAAGAGGUCCGACUAGCCUCUGCUAUUGCCGAUUGUUUUGGCAUAUCAGCCAAAACACUUGAGGGAUGGACGACAUCUGAACAUGGCUGUCUAGGCAUGCAAGUAGAGAAUGUUUUGCAGCUGACCUCCUCGUUCGACUCAGCCUACAUCAGUUCGCUCAGUAUGAGCGAGGUCGAUGACUUACUUGACGAACUUGCGGCGAACUCUGGAUUUACCGACAGCGCCCUACGAACCAAGUACCCACCUUCCAAUCGCAGAGACCGCAGUACCAUCAUUCGAUUGCUCUAUCGCUCGCUUCCGCCCUCAGAAGCUGGGUGGCUGACUCAGAUGAUUUUAAAGGACCUUCGUCCGAUGCUGUAUCCACUUCAAGAAACGCAUUACUCUCGUGCUCUAAAGACGCACAACUCUGUUUCGGUGGUGGAACUGGCAUGCAAAGACGCAAUGAAAGUCUGGGAUCCGAGCCUUCAUAUGCUCCAUGGCUAUCGCUUACGGUCAAGACUGGAGGAUGCUGCACGAGCAUUUGAAAGGGGAGAACCUAUCUCUUGGAACCCACAGUGUGGCGAGCCUGUUCCAAUCCCCAAAGCUAGAAAAGGUCGAGGGUGUGACGACGCUCUUGCGCCUCUUCGAUCGUCUACGGAAAUCUGGGCCGAGACAAAAUAUGACGGUGAACGAGCUCAAAUCCAUGUUCAACUCAGCAACGAGGACAAACCUCGUAUCACAAUCUUCAGCAAGAGCUUGAGGGAUUCCACGUGGGACCGUUAUGGUAUUCAUGAGCUCAUACUCGAGUCUCUUUAUCUUGCCCCCAACUACAAAUCGUCGUCCAUCACCUCAGAUGUGAUUGUGGAAGCUGAGAUGGUCGCAUGGCAUGGCGACAAGAUGGAUGAAUUCUGGAGGAUUCAUAGUCUUGUUGAACAUACUGCUCGAAGCGUCCGCCACGCCCCGCUGGGCGAGAGCGAAGAAGGCUAUACGCAGGCUUCUCUUAGGACAGACAUCUCAGACCGGCAUCUAGGACUCGUUUUCUUUGAUAUUCUUCUUCUCAACGGAACCUCGUUGUUGAACAUGGCCUAUUCUUCUCGUCGUUCGAUUCUCGAAUCCAUCAUCCAACCACUGCCAACACGGUCUAUGUUGACUACUCGAGUCAAAAUUGCGUUGGAAGGUCACCCACCUGAAGGAUUCGCCACCAUUGAAAAUACCCUUGCUACCCACAUUGCGAGUGGGGAAGAAGGGCUGGUGCUCAAGGCCGCCGAAUCGAGAUAUAACGACUGGCGUUUGCCGUGGGUCAAAUUCAAGAAGGACUACAUUCCUGGCUAUGGCGACACAAUAGAUUGUGUCCUGUUGGGCCUUGGUUGGGAUAAAGACAGGGCUCGGGAAUUACGAGUUUCCACGGACUGUUAUACCACGUUUUACUUUGGUGGUCUUCGCAACGAGGCCGAUAUCAAGAAAGACCCCACGAUUCACCCGCAUUUCUAUCUGUUUUUCACGGCUUCCUAUGGUCUGAGUCGAGACGAUCUUGAGGAAAGCAACUUUUAUUUGCGAGCUGUCGAGACCGUUCCCUGGUCGAGUGCUACGAAGCAACCUGCUGGUCUGCCAUUCACAUUCACAAUGCUCAAGGAUUUGACGCCGCCUUCACAUAUCCUCGUGACACCCCUCUUAUGCGAGCUGUUCGGUGCUGGGUUUACCAAGGCACCCCACAGCAGGUCAUAUGCGUUGCGCCAUCCGCGCAUUGUGAAACUCUUUCGGCCACAUGAGAGGACUUGGAGCGAUGGGGUUACGCUCAGUGCUUUGCACAAGAUUGCUCAAGAGAGCAUGGGGCGAGAUAGGUCCGAUAAAGACGUGGACGACUGGGUUAACACAACCUGGAAUAAGCCCGUCUCACCUACGGCUGCAGUAAAACGCAAAGCAACGAUUGAGAAGUGGGAGCAGAAGCUGGUCUCUGAUCGUAGCUUUAAAGUACCCCAUACAAGGUCCAUGGUGUCGCUGCAACCCGAACUAGCUAUGCCUUCCGAGAGCAGAAUUGUUGUCGGCUCGAGCCAACAAACAGCCACAAAGGAGACUACCGACAUCCAACUCAAACCGGGUUCAUCGAAUGGUGACCUGCCCAUACUUCUGCAAAAUGCCGCCGUAUUUCUUGCUACACAGAACAAGAAGCUACGACAUCAUUGGCAAGGAAUUUUGCCUGCAUCCAACACCGUUCAUUGUCUUGAAUCGCUUUUCGAGGCGUGCGGUUGGCUGACAGACGACCAUUCCCAGUCAAAUCCAUCUAUCAAACGAGGAAUCGUGUUGCUUUCGGUCGAUGAGACCAGGGAAGAUCUUGUUCGGGAAAUUCAUGACCGCAAAUUACUCUGCGCUGGUCCCGCGAGUCUCAAAUCAAUAUGGGUCCUCGCUGGGUGA
Molecule: messenger RNA, 2586 nt
Organism: Mycena indigotica
Lineage: Eukaryota; Fungi; Basidiomycota; Agaricomycetes; Agaricales; Mycenaceae
Product: DNA-LIGASE-A3 domain-containing protein
Exons: 10
Coding region: 1-2586 (861 amino acids)
Biological process (GO): DNA recombination; double-strand break repair via nonhomologous end joining; nucleotide-excision repair, DNA gap filling
Cellular component (GO): DNA ligase IV complex
Molecular function (GO): DNA ligase (ATP) activity; DNA binding; ATP binding
Source: RefSeq, a predicted model, not a curated record